UUAGCACAGUAUAGACACCAACCAGUAGUCGCACUCCCUGGUUUCUGUUACUCCAUUUAUGACUCGCGCAUCAUUUCCGUGCUCCUAACCUCAAAUUGUUGAGCAGCAUUUCGAAUUCGAGCAUUUGAAAUUUGAAAGUUAAACAGAAGUAAAGGUGAACAUUAGAGACAGUCUCUGGUAAAUUGUAGCAAUUAUAAUCGUGUGAAGUAAAUAUAUUUGUGCAAAAUGGUGAAUUAUUGCAGCGUGUAUAAUUGCAAAAACAGUAGUGUUAAGAAUCCUAAACUUAGUUUUUUUCUCAUACCAGGAGACACUUUCAGGCAAAUGAUUUGGCUUCCAAAAAUGGGAAGGCAAGAAUGGAUUCUGAAAAGACCAGAACUUCUCCACAAAAAAAGAAUAUGUAGUGAGCAUUUUUCUAAAGAAAUGCUAUCUGGAAGUAGAUUAAAAAAGGAUUCUUUUCCAGAUUUAUUCAAAGAAGGCAUUGGUGAGAAAGGGGUGAAUGUAAAUGCUUCAACUUCUGCUUCAACAUCUUCAAUGGAUAUUGAAAAUAAUGAGACCGUAGAUGAAUGCCGUGAGAUUUCUAUAAACCCCAACAUAUAUACUACACCAGAAAAGAAACCAGAAGAAACACAAACAUCUCCUAGUUUGUCUUCAGCCACUCCGAGGAAAAGAAAGUUACAAUCAGUGGUGAAGAAUUUGAAACGAAAAUUAGUUGCAACUCCAGAGAAGAAAUCUGUAGAUAUAAGUGAUGAAGAUUUCAUCCGAUUUUGUAGAAAAAAUUUCAAUUCGACCCUGGCAGAUUUUAUGAUCUCCCAAUUGAAGCUUCGAAAAAGGAAACCUCAUGGCUAUAGGUAUUCAGUCGCUUUUAAACAAUUUGCACUAACAAUAUACUUUUCGGGACCCAAAGUGUACCAAUUUCUACAAAAAACAUUUUUUUUGCCACACAAGGCAACACUUUGUAGAAUAACCACAAAUUGGGAUUUCUCUGUUGGCUUAAAUGAGCACAUAUUUCAGGCCAUUUCAUUAAAGACAAGGAAUAUGGACGAUGCAGCAAAGGAUUGCAUUGUGUGUGUUGACGAGAUGUCAAUAAAAACCCAUUUAUUUUACAAUAUCUCAUUGGAUCAAAUUAUUGGAUUUCACCAAUCCUUGUGAGAAAUUUCCUUGGAAUUACUUACUAAGUUUGUAUGUUAGAUUAAGAAUUUUUUACACACUUAAAUUUUGCAAUAGAAACUUCAUUGCACAAAAAACAAACAAAAAAGAAAAAAAAAUUAUAAAAAUUUUACAUUUAUAGAUAUAUUAUUUGUUUCUCGUGUUUUUUGUAUUAUAUGUAUGUAUUAAUAAAAUUUUAUUCAUUA
Molecule: messenger RNA, 1352 nt
Organism: Coccinella septempunctata (seven-spotted ladybird)
Lineage: Eukaryota; Metazoa; Arthropoda; Insecta; Coleoptera; Coccinellidae
Exons: 4
Coding region: 226-1149 (307 amino acids)
Molecular function (GO): sequence-specific DNA binding
Source: RefSeq, a predicted model, not a curated record